AGCUUUAUUUACUUUAUAAAUCAUGCAUCGGUUCACAUCAAUAGUGUCAUUAAAAACUGUGCAGGCAAAAUAGUGUUAUACAUUUGUCGGAGACCCCCCCCCCAAACCCCAGAAAUACACAAAAGGUAGAAUUUUGAUUAAUUGGGAUAUGAAUGAAAGUACAGGCUGCACAACUGUGCCAGACAAGGAAUUCCUGGGCUGACUUUUGCAAACCAGGCUGGCCCGUCUAGCAAAGAGCAAAUCUGUUAACACACCUGAGAUUGCUGGGCACACGACCCAAGGGGAAGUGGGGAUGAGCCCCAAAGGUAUGGUGGGUACACAGCCUAUGGUUUCAAGGGAAAGGUCUCUAGCAGGCUUUAGCAUGCACAGGGCAGGAGCGUAGUGAGAUUUAUUUUGUAUUAUUUCUUUGCACCAUCACUGCGCGUGACCCUUUGAAAAGAGGCUCCUUAAGCUCUUAAUUUGAGGCAAGGAGGCAACAGCGAAAGGCUGAGGGUCCAGGGUGGUCCCUGAGUCCUGCUGAAAGACAGAAGCCAGGAUCUGUCAGUUCAAACUUCUGGGUUCCCUGGCAUUUCCCAUAUGUAUCCUCUGGGACAACACUGCGCCUCUACCACCACUGGCUAUUCAUGGUCUCAGCUCGCGUGUGACGCUACAGUUCCCAGAUGGACACAGAGUACAACUGUGAACAUUAAAAAGUCAGGAGCCACCAGCAAUUUCAUGCUCUGUGAGUUUGCCCAGCAGCAUGGUGUGGCAACAUGAUAACUGGGGACUCAGCGGAAAGUGAGAGCCCAUUCAUAUGAGAGCCCAUACUGUAUCCUGCUUCUUCCACAAGGCCAGGCUCCAGGGAUGAGGCUCCAGAUCCGGCACCCGGGAUGAAGAACCGAACAACAUCCCUGCGAUUCCCGGCUGAUGUCCCUCGCACCUCUUCCCCACUGCCCCUUCUCCGUGUGGGCAUGGCUCCUUCCUGGCCCUACUUGGUGCAGAAGCAACACCCAAAGUUUCCUCCCAUUAAAACAGCCUCUCAAGUUAUUUCAGAGAGGGAGGAGACUUUGGUUUCUGCUUCUGUGCUAGGCCGAUUGGGACGGAGCCCAGACGCCCGUAGGGAGGAGGACAGGUUGGGGCAGCUAAUAAGAUCAGGGAGGGAGCCUUUCCCCAACAUAUACUUUCUUCUGGUCAAAUCCUUGGAGAGAUGUGACGACCCUCAGGUACUGGGGCAGAGGGAACAAAGGGGUCCUUCCAUAGUUUUUGGCCCAUCAGAGGCCCAUUCUCAUAUGAUGUCCUGCUUCCUCCACAGGGCCACACCUCCAGGGAUGAGGCUCCAGCGCCAGGAUUAUUAACGAGAGACCAUCAUGGUGGUUCCCGGCCCCUGACCCUCGCCUGCCUCACCCUCCAUCUGUUCCCCGUGCGGGCAUGGCUCCUUCCCGGCCCUACUUGGCGCAGAAAGAGGAGCCAAGGUUUCCCCCCAUCAAGAACACCUCCAGAGUUAUUCCGGAGCCGGGGGAGACUUGGGUUGCUGCCUCUGUGCCAAGCUGGCCGGGACGGAGCCCAGACACCCGUACGGAGGAGUUCAGGUUGGGGCAGCUAAUAAGAUCAGGUAGGAAGAAAUGCCCCCUUCCCAGGUCCCCCCCUCCUGCCCCAUACUGGGGCUAGAGUGGCUGGGAGCCAGGUGCCUGCUGGUGUCUCCGUUUGUUUUGCAGCGAGGAGAAGGUUCAGCCUGGGAGCCGCUGCAUCACGGGAGGGACUGGAGCCCAGACAAAGGCCUCUCACCCCAGAGGUACUGGGACAGAGGGAAGGACAAAGACCCCCGUAGGGAGGCAAAGUGUGGAAAGGCUCAGAGUUCUGGGCUGUGGAUUGGGAAAACCUCCAGCAGCCCAGCGGUGCUGGGAAACCCAGUGAAAUUCGGAGGUCCUAAGAGGCUACUGUACCGCAGGGCCCAAAUGGACAAAGGGGUGACGGCCAUGGAAGAUGUGGGCCACGCCUCCAGGGACGAGGCUCCAGCUCCGGCUCCCGGAAUGAAGAACCAGAUAACAUCCCGGCGGUUCCCGGCUGACGUCCCUCGCGGCACGUCCCCACUGCCCUUCUCCGUACGGGCAUGGCUCCAUCCCGGCCCGGUUUGGCUCCCUGGCUUGCCUUGUCCACAGAUGUUGAUAGCUUGGCAGGUCCUCAGCUGUGGUCCCCAGAUGAUAUUUUCUGUUGUGAAUUACUGGUUGGUAACUUCUUCUGUUUUCAUUUUCCUUUCUGUCUCACAGGUUCUCAGGCAGGAAGGGCACAGCCAUGGUGCCAUAAGAAACAAAUAUCCCUGGAGAUUGUGGUAUGUUAAUUCCUUGGGGAAUUCAUUUCCCACAUAUUUAUUUAUUUAUAUUCCUAUACCGCUUUAUAUUUUUAAUAAAAAUCUCAAAGCGCUUUACAGCAUAAUAAAUCAAUAAAU
This is a messenger RNA of Podarcis muralis (Common wall lizard), 2425 nucleotides long. The record is from RefSeq and is a predicted model, not a curated record. Lineage: Eukaryota; Metazoa; Chordata; Lepidosauria; Squamata; Lacertidae.